AUGCCGGCACGCGUACUUGUGAGCAAUGACGACGGCAUUGAUGCGCCAGGCCUGCGGGCGCUGGUGCUCGCGCUGUCCAAGGAGGCCGACGUCUUCGUGUGCGCGCCCUCGGAGGAGCGCAGCGCACAGAGCCACGCGGUGUCGCUGCGGCGGUUCCUGGCCUGCCACCCCCACUCCGGCGUGGAGGGUGCCAAGGCGGCGUUUUCUGUUGACGGCACCCCAGCAGACUCCGUCAUGCUCGCCAUACAUGGACCCGUUUUUGAGGGUGGUGACUUUGACCUGGUGGUGUCGGGCAUAAACCGGGGCGACAACUGCGGCCUCCACGUCAUCUACAGUGGCACGGUUGGCGCGGCUCGAGAAGCUGCCUGCAAGGGUGUGCCGGCCAUCGCCCUGUCGCUGGACAACUUCAAUGCACGGCGUGUGGAUGACUACGCACCCUCAGCUGCCAUCAGCGCGGCCCUCGCCCUGCUGUCCAUAUUGUCCGAGUCCCCCUCCGCCCUGGGUGACAUGUCUGAGGGCGUCGUUCUCAACGUGAACUUCCCGGCAGGGGACGUGUCUGAGAUGAAGGGCAUCAAGCUGACCCACCAGGGGACGGGCUGCUUCUUCCCAAACUUCAAGGAGGUCCAGGAGGGACAGGGCAGCCACAUGCCCCAAAUCGAGGAGCGCACAGAGGACACGCGCAUGUUCAGGAACUUUGCUGGCGGGUAUCGCAAAGAUGGCACUGACGGCUCAGACAUGGAUGCUGUGGCUGGCGGAUGGGCCAGCGUCACACCUCUCGGGCUGCGGUCAGACCUGCUCUUUAAGAGCCGCACAGCCGCUGGCAGCAGCAGUGCCAACAGCGGCGAGAGCGCGAUCCAGGAGCGGCAUGCGCGUGGCUCAGUGGCGGUGGCGGCGCAGGUGGUGGUGCGGGCCGCGGCGGCGCUGGGUUUGGAGGCUGGCGGGAUAGAGGGCAUUGAGUGGCCUUUGGCAGACUAG
Molecule: messenger RNA, 975 nt
Organism: Monoraphidium neglectum
Lineage: Eukaryota; Viridiplantae; Chlorophyta; Chlorophyceae; Sphaeropleales; Selenastraceae
Product: 5'-nucleotidase
Exons: 10
Coding region: 1-975 (324 amino acids)
Molecular function (GO): nucleotidase activity
Source: RefSeq, a predicted model, not a curated record